This is a messenger RNA of Phaeodactylum tricornutum CCAP 1055/1, 999 nucleotides long. RefSeq lists its product with no specific name. Gene Ontology annotation, biological process: activation of GTPase activity; intracellular protein transport. The annotation marks the transcript as partial. The record is from RefSeq and is a predicted model, not a curated record. The transcript has 2 exons. Lineage: Eukaryota; Bacillariophyta; Bacillariophyceae; Surirellales; Neidiaceae. Gene Ontology annotation, molecular function: GTPase activator activity.
GUUAUUAAUCUCGUGCAACUUCGAAAACUAUCCUCUCUCGGUAUACCGGACGAAGGAAGUCAUCGAGGUGUCGUUUGGAGAGUAUUGCUCGGUUAUCUGCCGCUGGAGCUGUCCCAAUGGGAGGGACUUCUGCAGGAGAAGCGACAGCUAUACCACUCAUACUGUGCCGAUUAUUUCGUGCAAACACACGAUGUCCGCACGGGCGAUGCCUUGCGUUGUCGCAAGCGACAACGGAGACGGGGUCGUGUAGUAUCGGUCCCAUCCUAUGCCCGUUGGAACGCGUUGAAGGUAUCGGAACCAAAUUUAAAAAGUAACGAUCUCGACAAGCCGGACUGGAAGGACUUUAUCGAGAGUGCCACUCUUCUAGAUGAAAUCCACAAAGAUGUCGUUCGUACGCAUCCCGAUCUGUCUUUCUUUUUGGAUCCCGAUCAGAAUAUCGGAGAUCGUCGUUACGCCGCCUUGGAGCGUAUCCUUUUCGUCUGGGCCAAGUACAACCAGGGUGUCCGCUACGUGCAAGGAAUGAAUGAAUUGGUGUCGGCCAUGUACUAUGUGUUGGCAAAUGACACGAAUGAGAUUUGGUCAGCAGCGGCAGAAGCCGACACGUACUGGAUUAUGAAUACUCUUUUUAUGGAAAUGCAGGAUGUCUUUGUUGCAGACUUGGACGACGCCGAUACUGGUAUUCAGGGACGCAUGGCCAACUUACACGCACUGUUGACUCGACAUGACCCCGAAGUUCAGGAGCAUUUACAGGAAUUGGGAAUUGAUGCGAGCUUUUACGCAAUUCGGUGGUGGACCACCUUGCUGAGUCGAGAGUUUUUGUUGCCCGAUACAAUCCGUCUUUGGGAUAGUAUGUUUGCGUCGACACGUAAGGACAACUUUUUGCGGUAUGUUUGUGUAACCAUGGUUAUGCUUAUCCGCGACGAUCUCCUCAAGGGAGAUUUUUCGGCUUGUUUACGACUCUUACAAUCCUAUCCACCAUGUCAUAUGGACAAUUUACUU